Echinococcus granulosus is the source of this 558-nucleotide messenger RNA. RefSeq lists its product as hypothetical. The record is from RefSeq and is a predicted model, not a curated record. Bases 1 to 558 code for a protein of 185 amino acids. The transcript has a single exon. Lineage: Eukaryota; Metazoa; Platyhelminthes; Cestoda; Cyclophyllidea; Taeniidae.
AUGCAAGUUUUAAGACUAAAUGAAAAAAUCGCCUAUACCAUACCGCAGAAUAAGGUGUGGGAAGAAUUCUGCAUUACAAUUGGAGUCGAAGGUGGAUUAGGAGUAUUGGUAAACGCCUUAGCAGCAGGACUUUUAGCAGGAGAAUCUACUACUCAAUUAGCUGAUGCUGUUACACAGGCUAAAUCUGCUCUCAGUGUAGUUAAUGGUGUGGCCAGUGUUGCAAGAUAUACACCUUUCGAAGAAAUAGAACUGCAAGUGUUACUUCAACAAGUUAGCCAGGAGAAGCAGUCUAUUUGCACCACUACGGAAGAAAUAUCAACUACGACAAUUACAGAGGAACCGAACACUUCUAUAAAUGUUGAGGAACCUCCAAAACCGUCCAAUUCUAGACGGCAAAAAGAAACACUUCCUUUACUUAACGACAAAAGUAGAAUUUAUAGAGCUAAGCCGAAUAGGCAUCCAGAGUCCAAGGCUCUACUUCAAAUUAAAUCUAAUAUUCCCUCGCAUCUACUUGAACACAUCAAACAUCACCUACGUAGACUUCAUGCAUUUUUGUAG